GUCCGACCUGUUGGAGGAGACACAUGACUCCGCAGGAAUUUCCUCCCCCUUCCUCCCGCUGCUCCCGUGCUUUGUCCAGCCGGAGUCUUUCCAGUGGGAGACGCAGGGUGAGAGCCAGAGGGAGAGGGGGAGUUACCGAGGAGAGAGACUCGGCUCGAUAUAAAGAUGUCGGAACCAGCCGCUAACCCCGCUGCCACCUCGUUCCCAGCGCCGUAUAUCACGCUUCCUUUGGGACUGCCGGUGCUGAGAACUUAUUCCGGAGUGCUCGUUUGUUUAGAAAUAUUAUUCGGUGGUCUAGUAUGGAUCCUGGUGGCGUCCUCCAGGGUACCCGUGCCUCUACUGCAGGGCUGGGUGAUGUUUGUGUCGCUCACCACCUUCUUCCUCUCCUCCGUGUACCUCUCGCUCUUCAUCACUGGCCUGGCUGACCGCAUCAACACCGACUGGAAUGUCUUGGAUGUGGUCUACCAUUUUUGGGCUUUGCUCUUCUACUUUGCUGCCUUUGUGUUGGAGGCAGCAACUACAGCAGCUAAUGGAGGAGCCCGCAUCAAGGCGCUGCCCAACAGCACUGAAACGGUCCUGUGUAUAACCCAACCUCGGGGCAAUAUAUUCACCGUGCUGAAUGAGAGGCAAUAUGGUAUUAAUGUUGCAGCCACGAUAUUUGCAUUUGUGGUGACAAUAUGCUACGGCUGCAGCAUGGCGAUGGGCUUCAAGAGGUGGAGGAUGUAACCUCGCAACCCAGCAACAAACUAGUUUAGUAACCGCUUCAUAACUUAACUAAAGUCCUUUUAUCCAGCUCCGCUCAGUGCACCGUUUCUUCCCAAAACUAACAUCCUCCGAGGAAAAAAUCGAGAUGACAAGAUUUCUGAACAAUAGUAUUUGUGCAUCUUCUUCUGUGCUAUCGAUAUGUCUGGGCGGUCAGAGACAUGGCUGUUCAAGGUGUUUCGAGGGACGGGGUUAAAGAAGAGCGGUUUUAGUUGCGUAUACUGUACCGUGAAUGUAAAAAGAUAUACAGGGAUCAUUUUUCAGUCCACUUGGGUGAUACUACAAUUUCCUGAACACUGACCGUUUCUAAAAAAUACAAAAGCAUGCCUAUGAAUGCUGCUUACAGGUUAUGUACAGCCGUACAUCCUCAUUGCAGGGAAUAUAUCCCCUCUCCCAGCACAAGAGUCAUGCUGUAUCUCUGUAUGCUGCUUCUGGGUUUCGCACAGCAGAAAACGAACGUGAUAAUGGCAUUUGUCUGGUUACCUUGGUGCUAAGGAGCUGUUAACACACUCUAGUUUUAACACGCCUGACUGUGAUUACAUGCUUUCGUGGCCACUAUUUAUAAUGUGAGUGGAUCUGAUAUUUAAAUUUCAACAUUGUAAUUUCUUUUCGUGGAGCUUUUUGUCAAAUUGUUUUAUUGGCCAUAGCGUGUUUUCAACAGUAUUUUACAUUCCCAGUCCACAUUAUUCACACAACAAUAUCGGCUACUGUUUAAACUUGCUGAGUGCUGUCCUGUGUUGCUAACACCAUGUGAGUUACUGAAUAGGUUUGUCAUACGGGAGUUCUACUUCAAACUAAUCGUCUAAUCAAUCACCGAUAGAGUAGCUUUUUGUCAACUACUAUACCGGAAACCGUGAUAAUUAUCUAUUAAUGGAUCAUUUAAGUUGUGUUGUUUGAAUGUGUGUAGAGUUUGAUCCUAAUUGUAAUUCUGUUAAGGCAUCAUAACGUUCCAAAAUCAAUAACUAUCUUGCUACAUGAUUUAGUAGUUAAUAUAUGGUGUUUAAUUUGUGUUGGCAUCAGGCUAUUAAAUGUUAAUUAUAUAAAAAUUGUUUGUUUUUACACCGGCUGCCUGUUUGUUGGUUUUUGCCAAUUUAAAUAUCUUUCUUUGAGAACUACAGAAAUAAAGGUUUUGAAGUGAAAAGCUC
Molecule: messenger RNA, 1907 nt
Organism: Gasterosteus aculeatus aculeatus (three-spined stickleback)
Lineage: Eukaryota; Metazoa; Chordata; Actinopteri; Perciformes; Gasterosteidae
Gene: mal2
Product: mal, T cell differentiation protein 2
Biological process (GO): myelination
Cellular component (GO): membrane
Molecular function (GO): structural constituent of myelin sheath
Source: RefSeq, a predicted model, not a curated record